UAAACCUUAAAUUGCCCUUAAGUUAUUAACCCUCUGUCGAUUUAUUAGUUUCUCCUCCUGCAAAUGCAAUCGUGCAAGUCCAACCGCAGCCAUUUUAGAGGAGGAUUGUAUACUCUUGAGUCUUGACUUCGACCUCGAUUUCUUUCACGCAGACCGCCGAUGAAACAGCCGAGUAGGGCCCUCUCCGACCAAGUUGCGAGUCUUUCGAACUCCUGUUGAUACUCGCGAACAGUGCCCACCUGAGGGAGUUGGACAACGAUUCAUCGUGGUCUUCAAAUCCCGUUGGUCCGAAUCGAAUACACAAUGCGUCAGUGAAAUCCAUCCAUGAGAGAUUUGAGGAUGGGAUCGCCUGAACAACUGGAACCAGAGUAUAGCUUCACCUUCUAAAUGGAACGAAGCCGCCAGAAUUAUCUGAUUAUUGGGCGUCUCAUGGAACUCGAAGUAAUGUUCCACCUUGAAAAUCCAGGACACCGGAUCUUCGCCGUCCUACUUCGGGAAGUCAAGUUUUCCUGACCGCCAACGAUUCCUGUCCGCCGGCUCUAUUCUUACCGGAUACCUCCUGAUCUCCCUCUUGAUUGCUAGCGCUCAUGCCUCUUCCUAUUUGAACCACCACCGUAGCAAGUGUCUCUUUGAUCUUCUGAAAGUUCACCGGUGACCUUGUGCAGACUAACCUCCACAAGGUUGGUCCUUCCUUCAAAAGUGUUGGAUCGUGUGCUUGGCAUGGUGUGAGAUCCAGAGCUCUGAUACCAACUAUUUGGUCUCUGCCCAACUCUGUGAUCUCCUAAGAGUGAGUUUCAAACGAACAUUUCAAGAUUACUGAGUCCAAGAGGGAUGUCUGGGCAAGCUCUUAGAGAUCUCAAUACACUACCAGGAUCUGAGAGGAAAAAUGAAAGUUCCAGCAAAGGGAUCAUGAAGCCUUUCACUGAGAAAACCAAUGGAAACCUUGACAAUUGGCAGAGACAAAAUCCUGCAUCUUUGUCUUCCACUUCAAUAAAUGAAGGCGAAGCUGGGAAUAAUGGGGUAGAGGUGGGAGCUUCAGAGGUAGAAUAUAUAGAAUCUGAGAAUCUUACUGAUCUAGAAGAUGUGGAUAUGAGUCUCAAGACACUCUUAGCAGGAUUAGACUCCAAGGAUUGGGUUUUGGUAUGUGAGGCUCUCAAUAAUGUUCGUAGAUUGUCAAUAUUUCACAAGGAAGCAAUGCUUGAAAUGCUGGAGAAUGUAAUCUUGCUCAUUGUGAAAUCCUUGAAAAGUCCAAGAAGUGCCAUCUGUAAAACUGCAAUUAUGACAUCUGAAGACAUCUUCAAUGCAUACAAUGAUCAUAUAAUUGAUUCAGUUGAUCCUCUACUUGUACAGCUUCUUCUCAAAUCUUCACAAGACAAAAGAUUUGUAUGUGAGGCUGCUGAAAAAGCUUUAAUAGCAAUGACUACAUGGGUUUCCCCUGCUCUUUUGCUACCAAAGUUGCAUCCAUAUCUUAAGCACAAGAAUCCUCGAAUACGAGCAAAGGCAUCAAUGUGCUUUUGUCAAAGUGUGCCGCGGAUGGGAAUGGAAGGAAUCAAUGCUUAUGGGAUUGAUAAAUUGAUCCAUGUAGCUGCUUCCCAACUCAGCGACCAGCUUCCUGAGUCCAGGGAGGCUGCUCGCAGUCUUCUUUUAGAACUGCAAACUGUAUAUGAGAAGUCCCAAAUUUCCCCGUCGAUUACAGAAUCUGAGCAUCCACAAACAAGUUCCUGGGAGCACUUUUGUCAGGCAAAACUCUCUCCUCUAAGUGCACAAGCAGUUCUUCGUGUUACCAAUAUUACUAGAGAUCUUGUUUUGGGCUCUUAAUUAGAAGGUAUUAAAGAAUUUUUUGAUUAUUAUUAGAGCUGGUAUUAGAGCAUACUAUGAGGUUUAAUUGUUUUUUUUUUUUACUUUAUCUUUUACUUUUUUUUUUUUUUGCUUUUGUUUCACUUUUACCUGUAAAUUUUACAAAACAGUGGCAUACCUUAUAAUGAGGUUGAAGAAUCAUACACAUAUUUUCCCCUACUCAAUAUGAUUUGUUCGAUGUAGAUUGUUGUUA
Messenger RNA from Nelumbo nucifera (sacred lotus), 2050 nucleotides. RefSeq lists its product as uncharacterized. Gene Ontology annotation, biological process: microtubule cytoskeleton organization. The record is from RefSeq and is a predicted model, not a curated record. Gene Ontology annotation, cellular component: cytoplasmic microtubule. NCBI's taxonomy places the organism in Eukaryota, Viridiplantae, Streptophyta, Magnoliopsida, Proteales, Nelumbonaceae. Gene Ontology annotation, molecular function: microtubule binding.